This is a messenger RNA of Coregonus sp. 'balchen', 26490 nucleotides long. The record is from the annotation of a GenBank genome assembly. Lineage: Eukaryota; Metazoa; Chordata; Actinopteri; Salmoniformes; Salmonidae.
AUGUCUCUCCCGCACUCAGAGCUGCUCCUGCCUGCGCUGAACAAAGAUAAUUACUCAGGAAACGCUUCGGCCAAUCGGAUGCGGCCUUACAUCCCGCCUGUGAGAAAGGGGCCAGUCAGGGCCUGGCUACCAUCAGACAGGCCUGAUCGCCUUGCCUGAAGAACGGAGCCUUCCCCGGCUGAGAGUGUCCUCCAUGUUUUAUAAGUGUUGCCAUAACAGUGUGUCAGGCAGCCAUGCAUCCACAGAGGUAAGCCCUGUCUCUUUAUCUCAACUCUAAUUACAACAUUCCUUCCUCCUUCUCUGUUGUGUGACUGUUGCUGUGCAAAUCUGAAUGUGAAUACCUGAAAAUCACAGAUUGCUUUCCCAAAGGAGUGGGGGGAGGGGGCUUUGGGGGCGGGGGAGGCCUUGCAAGGCCCCUGUACCACAGAGCGCUUAGGUGGGGGUUGGGUUAGGACUCUUCCCUCUGCACACACUCUCUCUCUCUCUCUCUCUCUCUCUCUCUCUCUCGCUCUCUCUCUCUGUGUGUGUGGCAGGCUCACAUGUGUUCCCCAGACAUCCAGGCUGCCAUGCAGUGGACUGCAGAGUGGACCAUGGCAUGGGGGGGGGGGGGAGGGGUGUUAUGUAUCUUUUGUAAGCAGAUUGCCUUCUUGUUGUGAUCUAGUGUGUCACGCCAGGCCAGAGAGAAUGGACGUGGGGGAAACAGAUGUGCCAGUUAGACUGACCGGGGGGGGGGGGGGGGGGGGGGGGGGGGGGGGGGGGGGUCUCCAGGGAGACGCUGAUAGCUAACUCAACACUGGUUGCUUACAGUAAGAAGUGUGUGGUGGACAAAAUUAAUACUUUCUGCGGAUAUGAAAGAUAAUUCUUCACCAAUUGACGUGAAUACGAACAAAGCAGUGACUGCCUGCCUCAUGAGGCUAAAUUCCUUUCCAGUCUAGCCUCACCCUCAUCAGAACUGAAACCGAGUCCUCAGAGUUCAUUCAUCGUUCCCAACCAAAAAUGGAGGGUCUGAGGGAAAUUCGUAAAUUUCAUUCUUCCUCUACACAUUAGUAGCCCUGUCUAGGCUAGUUGUUUUGAAGCUCAUGGAAUAUGGAUCUCAAUUUACGGCCAAAGGCCUCCAGUUUACAGGCCAGUGCUACGUUGACUCUGUAGCACUCAUCCUCGUAAAGCUGCUUCUUCUGCACUGUGCGCCUCAAACAGCAGCCAUUUGUGUUAGAAACUGAGUGUCCCUCUGGGUAAUGCUCUGCUCGUGUCAUUACAAAUCAAACUGCCACCCAGAGAAACACUACAUUUUUAGUGUGUUGAUUCCGUGUAUUUUGUGUGCGUGAUGGUUUGUUUGACUUCAGCUCGACUCAUAUUUGUCUGCAUUUGUGUGCUUGUUUUCUCUUCCCCCCCUUGGCACCGCUCGGGCCUCUCACCUAUUUAUAGCUGUAGAGACAAAAACACCAUUGAUCUGCUGCUUCAUUUAAAUGCCUGGUUUGACGUUUCUGAAAUACUUGCGUCAGGAUAAUCAUAUCCCCUUUUCUAUGUAGGUUAGAGAAACUGCAUAUCUGGCUCUCAUUUCACAAGAAUCCUUUUUGGUAGCAUUUUAUUUUACAGUACUGUUUCCACUGGUGUUUAAUAGGACAUUACUUUAUGGUUCUUAAUUGAAAUAAUUCAUCACAAUUAAUAACUAGCCCCCUCCCUACCUGUUUCCAAAUAGUGCCUAGCAGUAAAUUAUUACAUUAAUCAAAAAGUAAUUAAUAGGUUCUAAUUGUGUAAUUAGUUACCAUGGCACGGCAAAUCUUAAAAUGCACAUUUAAGUUUGAUGGAAUACAUAGGGCUACAAUACUAGAAUAAUUAAUGUUUUUCCAUGUACAAUUAUGAGAAAAAGCCUAACUUUGGUGUGAAAUCUAUAUUAGAUUUUCUUCGUUCCUCACUCUCAACCACCUUGGUUUGGCUCUACACAAAGCAUGUUCUAAUUACAGUAUGUGAAUGGCACAUCAACCACCAUUACGUUAGCGUCCUCUUUUACUGUGGUUUAUGAAAAUACACUCUCAUGGACAAAACCAAAGCCAAAAGUGAUCCAAUACCUUUGGAAAAAAGUAAUUGACAUAAUUUUGAACAAUCAUUAGGUGAGCUUCGAGAUGUGUAUAAAUUCAUGUUGUGCCAGUGGUAGGCCUAAUGUUAGUAAUCUGGUGACAGGUUAUCUUUAGGCAAUCGUCUGGGGUUAGCUAAGGCAGCAUUGCUCGUAAAUUGGACACCAGGCUUUUAAAGGGUCUGCUUGUGAUUUACUGCCUCCCAACCACAAAGAACAACUCAAACCCUCUUCUAAAACCUCUACCCAUUCGCUCAGUAGCAAUCAAAACAGACAGACAACCUUUUAAACCGAGGGGAAAUUACACAGUUUUAAUGCAUAGGGAAUCUCUGCAUUGCAGCAGAAAAGGUUUUUAAGGAAGAAAGAAGCCUGCGCACAGCGAGCUGUGUGGCAUACCACAGCCGACCAAUCCGGUCCCGCCCUGCAGACCCUCCAGCCAAUUAAAGCAGCAGCUGAGGUUAAAGAUUGACAAUCACAGUGAGAGAGGCAACAGAGAGAGAGCAGGGGCCUUCUGGAAAAUUCCACAGCCAUCUUUGUUUUAUCUCCUCCAGCCCAGUGUAAAAAUCAGGCUGAAGGAUUUUCUUACAUAUUCUUUGGUAUAAAACAAGGUAUGCUACUACGUUUGAAUUAUCUCUGAUGAAGAAGAUGUUAUUUGGUGGCAAAAAAAAAAUUGGACAAAAAUUCAUCAUGUGUAUAAUGAAUCUUGUCUUUUUGCAGUGAUUAUAGUAUGAAACGCAGGCAAAAGCCUGGAACCUAUUUCUAUGAGACUGUGCCUAAAACUAGUGGUUUCGUAUUGACUUGAGCGAACGGUAAAUGUAAUCUUGAUGGUGUUGUUUGUGCGUUGUUAUGUACCUCAGAGUCAGUCUUCUCUCUGGAGGUCAGGGGCCGCAGGGUGACGAGGGCACCAGGUUGUUUCUCCAUCAACAAUACUGAUCCUCAGUGGAUUCAAGGACACCAACACAAAGCAUACAACGAAACAACCCUGUUUUCAUGGCACCAAUUACAGAGCAGGAACCCAGACCCUCUCUCUGUACGAGACACCACUGUGUUGCAUGAGACCGAGAAACAGUGUAUUCUCCCCAGGGAUAGAUCAAAAGUUUGCCAGAUGUCUUUAUUCUCAUAGUCAGACUAUCUCUCUUUCUCUCUGUCUCUUUCUUAUUAUUAAGCCUAAUUAUUAUUUGACAGCAGUGGGCACAGUAAAGGUGAAACUGAAGACGGGGUUACAAUGGAUAACUGAUUUCCAAUUAGCUGGAUUUCUCCUUUCUCUCUCUCUCUCUCGUCUAUGUCUCCCUCCCGCUGUACUCGGUAGCGACGGUGGUUUGGCUUAACUGUGUUUUGGUGUUUGGAUGUUGAACUGUAAUCUCCACGGAUCUCCUGGUCCUCGUGUAUGUGUGUGUGGAUGUGCCAGUGCCUGUGACUGGAGCCUCGGUCGGCAUGGGGGAGAGGGGGGAGGGGAGCCGGCUGUGGCCUCCAUUUUCUGUGACGAGAGAACCCUGCUCUGCCUGUGCUCGCCUGUUUCUCUGAGGAGCCAGUGGAAUCUCAAGGCACAGAUUCAAUGUGUGUGUUUUCUUCUUCUAUCAGGCAUUCCUCCUUGGGUGUUGUUUGUCAAUGUUAUCCUCAAUUUUGCUCGUCUGGAAUAUUCACAGAUCCUGAAGAUUUUUUUGCUAUCUGUUCUUCUGUGAUUCUGCCAGGUUUCUGGAAUUCUGCUCCUGGUCUGAAAUGCCCUCUGGAAGAACAUAGGAUGACCAGUUGCGAGAGAGAAUAUCUGCUUAGGUAGACGCUACAGGGAUCAGGUGGUUAUUGUGUCACUCUGGCUGCUCGGUGGGCCUAUUUUUGAGUGAAUAACGAGUGUGAACCUUGGCUCACUGCUGGGUUGCAUGGUUACAGUGCUCAGUCCUCUCGCAGUGCUCUCGCUGGUAGGACACGUAGCACAGAGAGUUGGCUAACAUUUGCUCUCUUUCAUGUGGGCCUCGUUCGUUUUUUCGUUCUCUGUGUUUCUGGAACAGGAAGGCCCUGAAGGGCAGCGUGUUUAAACAAGACAAGACUCAUAUGCUGGAUACUUUUGAUUUGUCUUCCAUUUGUAUCUUCUUGAUCUUCUCUCAUUAUCCAGAUGGCAUUAUGGGUGAUUUCAUGCCUCAGUCUUUUUGAUAAUGGUGAUUAAGCCUAGUGAUCAUUAAUUGAGACUUGGACGUGGUGACAGGGUUGUUAAGCAUUACAUUAGGUUUAUGAAUUAUCAAUGUCAUGGACUUGGUUUGAUGAGCAGGACGUCAAGGUUUACAGUGCGUGUUAAUGAGGGUGGCUUUAUUGGCUUAGUAGAUUUAGUUAAUGGCCUUUCACAGUGGUAGUCAUGCUUGGGUGCAUCAAUGGCUGCCCUCAGCUCUGGCUCUGGAGCAUUGUGCCUCUCUACUUUUAUUACUCUGUCCUUUUGUCUUUCAGAUCAAUGACCAUGAUGGAUGUGGAUUCUGAAGAGUAGAUAAACUCUAAUCUUAUCCAAAUCUUUGUCUGCGAUGUUCCUCUGAGAACAUCUAGAACAUUCCCACUUGUCCACUUCUUGAACCUUUUUUUUCUAUCGAUCUAGUGCUGGAUAUUAGCCUAUUAGGCUACCUGUACCUAGACGUUCUCCUAUCAGGAGCCACCAGGGCAGGGCUAGGGGUCUGGUUCAGCGUGUGACCUGUGGUGGAUCCUGAGGAAGAUUUUCUUUAAGCAGACAAUGAAUAGGAACGAGGCCCUCAGUGGCCCUGACAAAGGAGGCGGUGAACUUUCAAAGAACCACAUUCAUCACCAAGGAUCCCCCAUUUUCUUCUCCUUUUUCUUCCUGAGAGGAAAUUAGAGGAGAGCAAAACCAAAAGCUGCAGGCUUUGAUUUCUGUAAAUGGAAGAGGCUCUAAUUUGAAUUUUUGCACAAUAUUGUUUGUUAUUGAUAUGAUUUGCUGUGGAAAUCUGAUUAUUAUUUGGGCUGUUCAGAACAUGAUGUUUAGGCUAGGCAACAGACCUAUGUAACAGGUAAAAACCUGUAGCUAGCUAGUCAGACCAAGGUUGACUCUGUAGAGCUUACUGAAGUGAUCUGGUGCAGUGGGUUUCUAUACUGAACAAAAAUAUAAACUCAACAUGUAAAGUGUUGGUCCCAUGUUUCAUGAGCUGAAAUAAAAGAUCCCAGAGAUGUUCCAUACAAACAAAACGCUUAUUUCUCUCAAAUGUUGUGCACAAAUGUGUUUACAUCCCUGUUAGUGAGCAUUUCUCCUUUGUCAAGAUAAUCCAUCCACCUGACAGGUGUGGCAUAUCAAGAAUCUGAUUAAACAGCAUGAUCAUUACACAGGUGCACCUUGUGCUGGGGACACUAAAAGGCCACUCUAAAAUGUGCAGUUUUGUCACACAACACAAUGCCACUGAUGUCUCAAUGCUGACUGCAGGAAUGUCCACCAGAACUGUUGCCAGAGAAUUUAAUGUUCAUUUCUCUACCAUAAGCCGCCUCCAACGUUGUUUUAGAGAAUUUGGCAGUACGUCCAACUGACUUCACAAUCCCAGACCAUGUGUAACCACGCCAGCCCUGGACCUCCACAACCGGCUUCUUUACCUACGGGAUCAUCUGAGACGAGCCACCCAGACAGCUGAUGAAACUGAGGAGUAUUUCUGUAUGUAAUAAAGCCCUUUUGUGGGGAAAAACUCAUUCUGAUUGGCUGGGCUUGGCUCCCCAGUGGGAGGGCCUGGCUCCCAAGUGAGUGGGCCUAUGCCCUCCCAGACCCACCCAUAGCUGCGCCCCUGCUCAGUCAUGUGAAAUCCAUAGAUUAGGGCCCAAUGAAUUUAUUUAAAUUGACUGAGUUCCUUAUAUCAACUGUAACUCAGUAAAAUUGUUGAAAUUGUUGCAUGUUGCGUUUAUAUUUUUGUUCAGAAUAGGCUAAACAGCCAAUUGUGAGAGCUGGGGUUUGAGUGGCUACCAAAAAGCACCGUCUCUUUACACUCUCUCAUCCAUGACUGUCUGAGGCAAUCUUCUGUGAGUCAACGUCCAUUUUGAAGGUGAAAACCCUUUUGUGACGUAGCCUACGCAUUUGUUGAAGUUUUUUUGUAGUCAUUGAAAACCCAAAAAUGUGUUUAAGGCAUUGCUCUUUUGAAUGAGCUUGCAUUGAACAGAAAGAGCUUCUUGACUGUAGGUAGGUGAGCAAAGUGGGAUGCAAACAAACUCGUCAAUGUAUGGCCCUCAUCAGGUUUGAAGCCCUUGUCUCUCCAUUGUGUCCUGGAGGACAGGAGCACACAGCCUACUCUGUUGGAUGGCCUUAUUUGUUGUGCUGAAGCACAAGUUGUGCCCAGCUGAAUAAAGAGGACCUGUUGCCAUGGAGAUUCUCUCCAGUUGGCACCCCAUGGAACACAAACACCCAACGCCUGAAGUUUAUCUGACUGUGAUUACCAAUGAUUAUAGACAUGGAUAGGAAGACAUGAUUACACAAUAAUAAUAAUAAAAAACAAUUGUCAUUUAGCAGACUCUCUUAUCCAGAAGACUUACAAUUAGUGAUCAUGAAUGAUCAUAAAGGCCAUGGUUCUGAGGUCCAAGUCAAUUCUGUGCCACAUCGGUUGCACCUUAGAUUUGGUAACAUUAGUAACCUAUUGAUGUUUCUCAAUAACGCCGGCAAGAGGUAACCACAAUGGAAACCUGCUGAAACUCUGGUGACUUUGUCCCCUGGGACCCUGCCUUAGGUGGUGUUCCACUUGUUUACUGUGUGACAGGAUUUGUUUCGUGAACACUGUGACUGACUCUCUCCUCCUUUCUGUGUGCCCUCAUUCUGUGCUGUGCAGUCUGGCUGAGGACGAGGUAAAGACGGAGUCGGAUGUGGUAGAGGGGAUGGAUGUGUCCAUGCGAUCCAAAGGUAAGAGCAGGGCCUUGCAUACUAAGACAAACGUUAUUGUGUUUUGAGAAGACAGCUUAUUCUAGUGUUCUUCUUCUAGUGUUUAUCUUACCGUUAAACAUACUUGUUGUUUGUUGUGGAUCUCAUGGAGCUACACAGAGCAACCAUUGUGCCAUUGAGUUAAAAUCGUAUCACCACUACCUCUGAGGUUGUAGCAUGGGUUCAGCCUCACCAUCACGUGCUGUGGAUGUUAGCCUAAGUCACCAUUUAGAAGGCAUCCUUCACACGUGGUCACUAUCACAGGGCCCGACCACACUUAUCUUGAAAUGUGGUUGGCAUGCCAAAGAAGACGUUAACUUAUCAUAUGAAAUUCGUUGCCAGAUUGGGAAACCAAGCGGUAGGGUUUGGUGACCAAAAUCUCUUAUCUGGUUGGAUUCAGUAGCCCUGGGCAACCACCACGUAUUAAGUCUCUCAAUGAAGGGGUUCUGCUAACAAAAAGAAUGCUUGAGGAUUUACACUGCCUUUGACCUUGAAUGACUCCAACCCCCCCCCCCCCCCCCCCCCAUCUGAGUGGUACUGAAGAAGAUGGCGCCUAUCAUUGUGUAGAGUGGCCUGGGACUGGGAGUGUCUCUGCCUCUCUAGCCUUUCUUGCCAGGGAUCUAGUCUCUGUCCUAUAGAUUCCUAUAAGCAGCUACUCUCUGUGUUGUAUGUAUGGUUACCUGGUGUCCCCUCUGCUCCGGCCACUAGUGUCUGACCCCGGGUCAGCAGAGCGGGUGCUGGCAGCUCAGAAGAGGAAGGUGUCCAGCCCCACCCACUCCUCCAACGGCCACUACCCCUCAGACACCUCCCCCAGCCCCCUGAAGAAGAAGAAGAAACCUGGGGCGGUCCACAGCAACAACAAAGACCAGGUAGGGGGGGAGUGUGUAGUUUGUGACUGUGCGCUUGUGUAAGUGUGUGUGUGUGUGUGUGUGUGUGCGCGUGUGUGUAUGUGCACCUGUGCAUGACUGAUUGUGCCCCCAGGUUUAAAUGAAAGACUCUGCUGCAUGUUCUGUGGUCGGAUGCAUUUGUUCAUAUCCCAAAAAUGUAUGUUUGUCUACCAUGUAUUGAUGAUUGAAUAUUAAAAUGAUUUAUCUGUCUGAUGAUUGAUAAUGAUAACUGUUUAUAGAGUGGAAUACCUUAAAAUUACUUUUCUAAACUGCCUUUUUUGAAAAGAGUAGAUAUGCCUGCCAAAUGUGUUUCCAUUUUUGUGUUGUGAAUGCUUUGUUUUACAUGUAUGACAAGAUUCAACCCCAAGCCAAAACCUUUGAAUUCAGUUCCACUGACAAAUGAACAUGUCACAUGUUCUGAACAGUCACAUAGACAUGUGCUGACUUGUAUUGUGUCUUGUUCACUGAUUGGCUGAUGUGGGUUGAUGCGGUGUCAAGCAUGAUACCCAACACAAAACUGGUUAUUGGUCCACCAGGGAAAGUCACCAUUGAAAUUGCACAUUGCAAGUCUGACAACAUAAAAAAAUGACAAUAACACAAACUUCCGGUUUAGAUAAAGAACUACUAUCUUAUAGGCCUACAUUGAUGUUGACUAGACCAACUAAAACAGUCUUGUGUUUGGUGCCUGCCUUAUUUUGCCUUACAUGUUGCUUAUUACCCUGCCUUACUUGCCACUUUGUGAUUCUCUGUGUGUUCUGUUGCACUGCACCUUUUGUGUUUUGUUUUCUGCGUGUGUUUUGAAACCCGCCCCCUGUUUCUCUUGCCUGCAUUUCAGUCAGAACUAAGACAUGGUCCCUUUUACUAUGUGAAGCAGUCAUCACUCACCACAGACCCUGUUGAUGUUGUCCCGCAGGACAGCAGGAAUGACUUCUACUGCUGGCUGUGCCACCGUGAGGGCCAGGUGCUCUGCUGUGAGCUCUGCCCGAGGGUGUACCACGCCAAGUGCCUCAAACUGCCAGCAGAGCCCGAGGGCGACUGGUUCUGUCCAGAGUGUGAGGUACUCACUCGUGUGUGCCGUGCGUGUAGGUGUAUAUACGUGUGCAAGCGGUGUGGGAGUGUUCCAGGCACAUUCUCGCUUAACCACAAUGUCCGCUUGCUCUUUGGGGUGUCAGGCGAUGGGGUUGGAGGCAGGCUUGGGGUCAAUUCCAAUUGGACUCUGCAUUAUAGUAAAAAAAAUAAAAAAAUAAACAUAUUAUCCUAUAAUAAUGGUACUAAACAUUGUACUUUCUAAUUAUUGAAUUUAAAUGGAAUGGACCCCAGACUAGUACCACAGUCUCCUAUAGAUUAUGACAUACUGUAGAUGCAUAGUUAAUAGCCAGCCCAGCAGGCCUACUGUGAGUGGUUGUGUUUACCCAGUCCCUGUCUUUGGUAUGGUAGCCCUGUUUUGGUUUUACCAGCUACUAUUUGCCAUUGUUACAUUGUCCUGACUUUGUCGUUUUUCCAGAAAAUCACAGUAGCAGAGUGCAUAGAGACACAGAGCAAGGCCAUGACUAUGCUAACGAUAGAACAGCUGUCCUACCUGCUGAAGUUUGCCCUUCAGAAGAUGAAACAGCCGGGGGUAAGUUAGUGAAAGUCUCUCUGAUGCCCUCUAGGUGCCCACUGUGGGCUAGAGAUGGGGCUAUCGCUUCUGUUGUUUACGAGACUUGAACUAACACCUGUUUCUUCCGUGGGCAGACUGAGGCCUUCUGGAAGCCUGUGGCUCUGGAGCAGCACCCUGACUAUGCUGAGUACAUAUUCCACCCAAUGGACCUCGCAACACUAGAGAAGGUACCAUUGCAUUCACAUUUCAGUCAUUUAGCAGAUGUUCCUAUCCAUUCCAGACUUGGAGCCCUCUAAUAGCAAGGCAAUGAUGAGCUUUUUGAGUCUAUAAGUCAUGGUCUACAGACUAUACAGUGCCUUCAGAAAGUAUUCACACCCAUUGACUUUUUCCAUAUUUUAUUGUGUUGCCUGAAUUUAAAAUUGAUUACGUUUAGAUUUUGUGUCACUGGCCUACACAAAAUACCCCAUAUUGUCAAAGUGUAAUUAUGUUUUUAGAAAUGUUUACUAAUUAAUAAAAAAAGAAAAGCUAUUAUGUUUUGAGUCUAAGUAUUCCACCCAUUUGGUAUGGCAAGCCUAAAUACACUGAACAAAAUAUAAACGCAACAUGCAACAAUUUCAAAGAUUUUUCUGAGUUACAGUUUACAUAAGGAAAUCAGUCAAUUGAAAUAAAUUCAUUAGGCCCUAAUCUAUGGGUUUCACAUGACUGGGAAUACAGAUAUGCAUACAUUGGUCACAGAUACCUUAAAAAAAAAAAAGGUAGGGUCGUGGAUCAGAAAACCAGUCAGUGUCUGGUGUGACCAUCAUUUGCCUCACGCAGCGCAACACAUCUCCUUCCCAUAGAGUUGAUCAGGCUGUUGAUUGUGGCCUGUGGAAUGUUGUCCCACUCCUCUUCAAUGGCUGUGCAAAGUUGAUGGAUAUUGGCGGGAACUGGAACACGCUGUCGUACACGUCGAUCCAGAGCAUCCCAAACAUGCUCAAUGGAUAACAUGUCUGGUGUGUAUGCAGGCCAUGGAAGAAAUGGGACAUUUUCAGCUUCCAGGAAUUGUGUACAGAUCCUUGCGACAUGGGGCCAUGCAUUAUCGUGCUGAAACAUGAGGUGAUGGCGUCAGAUGAAUGGCACGAUAAUGGGCCUCAGGAUCUCAUCACGGUAUCUCUGUGCAUUCAAAUUGCCAUCGAUAAAAUGCAAUUGUGUUCAUUGUCCUGUAGCUUAUGCCUGCCCAUACCAUAACCCCACCGCCACCACGGGGCACUCGCUGUCUGCCAUCUGCCCGGUACAGUUGAAACCGGGAUUCAUCCGUGAAGAGCACACUUUUCCAGCGUGCCAGUGGCCAUCGAAGGUGAGUAUUUGCUCACUGAAGUCGGUUACGAAGCCGAACUGCAGUCAGGUCAAGACCCUGGUGAGGAUGACAAGUACGCAGAUAAGCUUCCCUGAGAUGGUUUCUGACAGUUUGUGCAGAAAUUAUUCGGUUGUGCAAACCCACAGUGUUAUCAGCUGUCCGGGUGACUCGUCUCAGACCAUCCCGAAGGUGAAGAAGCCGGAUGUGGAGGUCUUGAGCUUGUGUGGUUACACAUGCUCUGCGGUUGUGAGGCCGGUUGGACGUACUGCCAAAUUCUCUAAAACAAAUUUGGAGGCGGCUUAUGGUAGAGAAAUUAACAUUAAAUUCUCUGGCAACAGCUCUGGUGGACAUUCCUGCAGUCAGCAUGCCAAUUGCACGCUCCCUCAAAACUUGAGACAUCUGUGGCAUUGUGUGUUUUGACAAAACUGUGCAUUUUAGUGGCCUUUUAUUGUCCCAGCACAAGGUGCACCUGUGUAAUGAUCAUGCUGUUUAAUCAUCUUUUUGAUAUGCCACACCUGUCAGGUGUAUAGAUUAUCUUGACAAAGGAGAAAUGCUCACUGACUGGGAUCUAUACAAAUUUGGGCACAGAAUUUGAGAGAAAUAAGCCUUUUGUGCGUAUUGAACAUUUCUGGGAUCUUUUAUUUCAGCACAUGAAACAUGGGACCAACACUUUACAUGUUGCAUUUAUAUUUUUGUUCAGUAUAAGUUCAGGAGUAAAAAUGUGCUUAACAAGUUGCAUGGACUCACUCUGUGUGCAAUAAUAGUUUUUAAAUGACUACGUCAUCUCUGUACCCCACACAUACAGUUUCAAACACUGAUUCAACCACAUUACAUUUACAUUAACGUCAUUUAGCAGACGCUCUUAUCCAGAGUGACUUACAAAUUGGUGCAUUCACCUUAUAGCCAGUGGGAUAACCACUUUACAAUAUGUUUUUUUUUUUUUGGUGGGGUAAGGGGGGGUAGAAGGAUUACUUUAUCCUAUCCCAGGUAUUCCUUAAAGAGGUGGGGUUUCAAGUGUCUCUGGAAGGUGGUGAGUGACUCCGCUGUCCUGGCGUCGUGAGGGAGCUUGUUCCACCAUUGGGGUGCCAGAGCAGCGAACAGUUUUGACUGGGCUGAGCGGGAACUGUGCUUCCGCAGAGGUAGGGGGGCCAGCAGGCCAGAGGUGGAUGAACGCAAUGCCCUCGUUUGGGUGUAGGGACUGAUCAGAGCCUGAAGGUACGGAGGUGCCGUUCCCUCGCACUUCAUUAGGCACACAUGGAUUUGUAGGCAAUGAGUUUCUGGAAUGAAUUGGAUGUGUUGCAAAGGAACAGGGAGAACUUACAUGUUGCAUAACUAAAGUUGGGAAAGUGUGACAACAAGUGGCUGGGACAUCUGGAUGAAGUUUAAUGGUUAAUCUUGACCCACAGGAAGGCCCAACACAAACACGAGUUCAAGUAAUCAGACGGACCGAGACUACAAGUGCCUGAUUCAAGCCAGUGGAGUACCACUUGAAUAGGUUUUUUCGGUGCGUCUGAAGUGGGUGGUAGAGGAACCUACGAUCGGCACCGCCUUGAUGUAGGGGAAUCAAGGGUUUGGAGGGGUACCGCUCGGCUUUGAACUCUUGGAGAGGACCAAGCAGCGACGUUUGAACCGGUGAUGGGACGGAUCUGGAAGGGGCAGUCCUCACCGGGGGAAGAGCAUGCCCGUUUGGCGGUAGGAUGUCAGCUGAGGUGGAGGUCCGUCCUCACAGCUCGUAGGCAAGCACCAUGGUCUUGUAGCAGAUGCGAGCUUCAACUGGAAGCCAGUGGAGUGUGCGGAGGAGCGGGGUGACAUGAGAGAACUUGGUGUAUAGCGAGAAUAGGAGAGGGCCUAGAACUGAGCCCUGGGGGACACCAGUGGUGAGAGCACGUGGUGCGGAGACAGAUUCUCUCCACGGCACUUGGUAGGAGCGACCGGUCAGGUAGGACGCAAUCCAAGAGUGAGCCGCGCUGGAGAUGCCCAGCUCGGAGAGGGUGGAGAGGAGGAUCUGAUGGUUCACAGUAUCAAAGGCAGCAGACAGGUCUAGAAGGACAAGAGCAGAGGAGAGAGAGUUAGUUUUAGCAGCGCGGAGAGCCUCCGUGACACAGAGAAGAGCAGUCUCAGUUGAAUGACCAGUCUUGAAACCUGACUGGUUUGGAUCAAGAAGGUAAUUCUGAGAGAGAUAGCAAGAGAGUUGGCUAAAAACGGCACACUCAAGAGUUUUUGAGAGAAAAGAAAGAAGGGAUACUGGUCUGUAGUUGUUGACAUCAGAGGGAUCGAGUGUUGGUUUUUUGAGAAGGGGUGCAACUCUUGCUCUCUUGAAGACGGAAGGGACAUAGCCAGCGGUCAAGGAUGAGUUGAUGAGCGAGGUGAGGUAAGGGAGAAGGUCACCGGAGAUGGUCUGGAGAAGAGAGGAGGGGAUAGGGUCAAGCGGGCAGGUUGUUGGGCGGCCGGCCGUCACAAGUCGCAAGAUUUCAUCUGGAGAGAGAGGGUAGAAAGAAGUCAAAGCAUGGGGUAGGGCAGUGUGAGCAGGACCAGCAGUGUCAUUUGACUUAACAAACGAGGAUCGGAUGUCGUCAACCUUCUUUUCAAAAUGGUUGACGAAGUCAUCCACAGAGAGGGAGGAGGAGGAGGGGGGGAUUCAGCAGGGAGGAGAAGGUGGCAAAGAGGUUUCUAGGGUUAGAGGCAGAUGCUUGGAAUUUAGAGUGGUAGAAAGUGGCUUUAGCAGCAGAAACAGAGGAAGGAAAUGUAGAGAGGAGGGAGUGAAAAGAUGCCAGGUCCGCAGGGAGUCUAGUUUUCCUCCAUAUCCGCUCGGCUGCCCGGAGCCCUGUUCUGUGAGCUCGCAAUGAGUCGUCAAGCCACGGAGCAGGAGGGGAGGACCGAGCCGGCCCGGGAGGAUAGGGGACAUAGAGAGUCAAAGGAUGUAGAAAGGGAGGAGAGGAGGGUUGAGGAGGCAGAAUCAGGAGAUUGGAGGGAGAAGGAUUUAGCAGAGGGAAGAGAUGAUAGGAUGGAAGAGGAGAGAGUAGCGGGAGAGAGCGAGCGAAGGUUGCGACGGCGCAUUACCAUCUGAGUAGGGGCAGAGUGAGUAGUGUUGGAGGAGAGCGAGAGAGAAAAGGAUACAAAGUAGUGGUCGGAGACAUGGAGGGGAGUUGCAGUGAGAUUAGUAGAAGAACAGCAUCUAGUAAAGAUGAGGUCAAGCGUAUUGCCUGCCUUGUGAGUAGGGGGGGGGGGGGGGGGUGAGGUCAAAAGAGGAGAGGAGUGGAAAGAAGGAGGCAGAGAGAAAUGAGUCAAAGGUAGAUGUAGGGAGGUUGAAGUCACCCAGAACUGUGAGGGGUGAGCCAUCCUCAGGAAAGGAACAACAAAGACCAAGGAGGUUUUCCAAUGCCUCGCAAAGAAGGGCACCACCGAUUUGGUAGAUGGGUAAAAAUAAAAAAGCAGAUUGAAUAUCCCUUUGAGCUUGGUGAAGUUAUUAAUUACACUUUGGAUGGUGUAUCAAUACACCCAGUCACUACAAAGAUACAGGCGUACUUCCUAACUCAGUUGCCGGAGAGGAAGGAAACCGCUCAGGGAUUUCACCAUGAGGCCAAUGCUGACUUUAAAACAGUUACAGUAGGGCUGGGUGAUAUGGCCUAAAACUCAUAUCUCUCUCUUUUUUUUUUACUUAUGGGCGAUUUCACGAUAUACAGUCCAGUCAAAAGUUUGGACACACCUACUCAUUCCAGGGUUUUUCUUUAUUUUUACUAUUUUCUACAUUGUAGAAUAAUAGUGAAGACAUCAAAACUAUGAAAUAACACAUAUGGAAUCAUGUAGUAACCAAAAGAGUGUUAAACAGAUUCAUCAAAGUAGCCACCCUUUGCCUUGAUGACAGCUUUGCACACUCUUGGCAUUCACUCAACCAGGUCAUCACCUGGAAUGCAUUUCAAUUAACAGGUGUGCCUUGUUAAAAGUUAAUUUGUGGAAUUUCUUUCCUCCUUAAUGCAUUUGAGCCAAUCAGUUGUAUUGUGACAAGGUAGAGGUGGUAUACAGAAGAUAGCCCUAUUUGGUAAAAGACCAAGUCCAUAUUAUGGCAAGAACAAAUAAGCAAAGAGAAUCGACAGUCCAUCAUUACUUUAAGACAUGAAGGUCAGUCAAUCAGGAAGAUUUCAAGAACUUGGAACGUGCAGUCGCAAAAAUCACAAAGCGCUAUGAUGAAACGGGCUCUCAUGAGGACCGCCACAGGAAAGGAAGACCCAGAGUUACCUCUGCUGCAGAGGAUAAGUUCAUUAGAGUUACCAGCCUCAAAAAUUGCAGCCCAAAUGAGUGCUUCACAGAGUUCAAGUAACAGACACAUCUCAACAUCAACUGUUCAGAGGAGACUGCGCGAAUCAGGCCUUCAUGGUCGAAUUGCUGCAAAGAAACCACUACUAAAGGACACCAAUAAGAAGAAGAGACUUGCUUGGGCCAAGGAACACGAGCAAUGGACAUUAGACGGGUGGUAAUCUGUCCUUUGGUCUGAUGAGUCCAAAUUUGAGAUUUUUGGUUCCAACCGCUGUGUCUUUGUGAGACGCAGAGUAGGUGAACGGAUGAUCUCUGCAUGUGUGGUUCCCACCAUGAAGCAUGGAGGAGGAGGUGUGGGGGUGCUUUGCUGGUGACACUGUCUGUGAUUUAUUUAGAAUUCAAGGCACACUUAACCAGCAUGGCUACCACUGCAUUCUGCAGCGAUACGCCAUCCCAUCUGGUUUGCGCUUAGUGGGACUAUCAUUUGUUUUUGAACAGGACAAGGACCCAAAACACACCUCCAGGCUGUGUAAGGGCUAUUGGGAUGGUUUGGGAUGAGUUGGACCGCAGAGUGAAGGAAAAGCAGCCAACAAGUGCUCAGCAUAUGUGGGAACUCCUUCAAGACUGUUGGAAAAGCAUUCCAGGUGACUACCUCAUGAAGCUGGUUGAGAGAAUGCCAAGAGAGUGCAAAGCUGUCAUCAAGGCAAAGGGUGGCUGCUUUGAAGAAUGUAAAAUAGAACAUAUAUUGUUGUUUAACACAUUUUUCGUUACUACAUGAUUCCAUAUGUGUUAUUUCAUAGUUUUGAUGUCUUCACUAUUAUUCUACAAUGUAGAAAAUAGUAAAAAUAAAUGAAAACCCUUGAAUGAGUGGGUGUGUCCAAACUUUUCACUGGUACUGUAUAUCUAGAUUGUUUCAUUUUUCUCUCUCUAAAUAAGCUUUGUUGUACAAUUAAAGGUCCAAUUUCAAACAGUCAAAAAUAAUCUAACGAAUUCAUAGCUUGUGAAAUUAUACCUAGGCUGAAUAUAUGCCUUCCACUAAUAAUUGUAUUAUUUUAUCAAAAUAGUUUUACCAGCUUUUUUUUUGCAAUAAUCACUGAUCUGGCUUUCAGGUCUGUCAAUACAAAUUUAACCAGAACUAUGCAUAAUGCACAUUCACUAAUAAUGUAGCAGGCAUUAUGGAAAAUGAACACUCGUCUCAUAAACAAUCUCUCAAGCACAAGCCUGCGUGCUAGGGAGUAGCCAGCUAAUCUUUAUAUUUCAAGUUUAUCCAACUUGGAUCUAGGUAUAAUUUCACAAACUCUGAAUUCAGCUAACAAGGAAAAACAGUUGAAUUGUUAUGAACACAACCUUCUGUCCGUCUCCAACUGUUUGAACAGCAUGCUAGCCAUUCCACUUUGUUCAGAUGUUGAAAUCAAGUGGCCUACCUUAUUUCUCAGAAUGAAAACAAGUUGCCAAUUCCUUAUAUCAUUGUUUUGUACUUAUUGGACAUUUAUAAAACACAGUCAUCCAAACAGCUAGUAUAACAAUCUUUAUUUGACUAAAAUGCUGCUAGCGAUACGUGGUACCAUAAUGCGCGCGCGACAAACUUUACAUUCAUUUUGUAGAAUUAAUGUUCAUUGGUACAUCCGUUUUAGUAGUGUCUGCUCUGCUCGAAAUUUGAGGAGUUGAAACAAACCGGGUAUGGUUCGAAAGGUUAACUUCUCCUCUAUUACAGUAAAAUAAUGUAUCCAUGUGUUUCGUUGUCCAUAUGACCGAUUCUGUUGAACCAAACAUCAAAUGCAAAUAGCGAGUUGAAACCGUUUGUCUGAGAGGAAGAAGUGAUCUCUCAUCUUGGUUGUUGUGAGUGGUAGGGGGAGGGGCUUGGGGGAAAGAGGCGAAGCGAGAGGUUUCACUCUUGCUAAAAUCUGUCAAAAAUAUUUUGAGCCUUGUCGCCUGCCUUCCCGCCUUUGGAACAAUGACUCCCAUUGUUAGGGCGGAGACAUGAGCAUCUCGUCAUUAUAUACAGAUCUCUGGUGUAAAUGGGAAGGUGCACAGCACAGAAGGAGCGAACGAGUCGAGACCAAAAAGACAACAUGAGAACAAGCCGACAUAAACUCUCAUAAAAACGAAAUGAUUAUGAUUCUGCGAUACAGGCAUUUCGAAUAUCGCGCAAGAACAUAAAUUCGAAUGAAUUCGACAUAUCGCCCAGCCCUAAGUUACAGUAUAAUUAAUGGCUGUGAUACGAGAACAGAGGAUGGAUCAACAACAUUGUAGUUAUUCCACAAUCCUAACCUAAUUGACAGAGUGAAAAGAAAGAAGCCUGUACAUAAUACAAAUAUUUCAAAACAUGCAUCCUGUUUGCAAUAAGGCACUAAAGUAAAACUGCAAAAAAUGUGGCAAAGAAAUUAACUUUAUGUCCUGAAUGCAAAGCGUUGUCUUUGGGGAAAAUCCAACACGUCACUGAGUACCACACUUCAUAUUUUCAAGCAUGGUGGUGGCUGCAUCAUGUUAUGGGUAUGCUAGUCAUCGGCAAGGACUAGGGAGUAAAAACAAAAAAUGGAAUAGAGCUCAAGACUUGAAAAUGGUUGUUUAGAAAUUAUCAACAAACAACUUGACGGAGCUUGAAUAUUUUUUUCAAGAAUAAUGUGUCAAUAUUGUACAAUCCAGGUGUGCAAAGAUGUUAGACUUACCCAGAAAGACUCACAGCUGUAAUCGCUGCCAAAGGUGAUUCUAACAUGUACUGACUCAGAUGUGAAUACUUAUGUAAAUGCAAUAUUUCUGUAUUUCAUUUUCAAUAAAUGUGCUAAUAUUUCUACAAACAUGUUUUCACGUUGUCAUUAUGGGAUAUUGUGUGUAGAUGGGUGAGAAAAAGGCACUAAGAGAGUUGGGCCACAUUUUUAAAUUCAGAAUAUUGGUCUAAUUCUAGACAUUCAGUUACAUAGCGUUGUUUAAAUAUUCCCCAUGUAAUGUUAACAUGGCGCUAAUAUGGCUGCCAUAGAAUUUUGUUGUGUCAUGUAAAUGCAUCAUAAUGCAGAAACAUUAAAGCGGCAAUCAGUAGUUAAAACAAUAACAAAGCGUACUCCCCACCACUGUUUCGGUAAAAAGCAAGGGGGAUGGGGCUGGAGAAAUGUAACCACUCUCAAAUUCAAAGAUAGAGCUAUGGAUGCAAGGACUGACCAUCCAUGAUAUCAAAAUGAUAGUUUUUACCAUGUUUUUAGGCUAUACAGUGUUUGUUUACAUUUACUUUGUUUACAAACAGAGUAAAACAAGGUUAUAUUUUGAGUUCUGAUGGGGUACGACAGUUGGAACUAACCUCAUGAUCCAUAUUUUUUUUUAAAUAAAUUAUAUUCUUCAAGAAUCAAUGGGUACAUAAUAUCAUUAUGUCCAAAAAUGGAUGAUUGCCCCUUUUAAUGGCCCAACCAUAGAGAUCCUAUUAAAUUAUUCUAAAUCCUAGUUCUAUGGGCCCAACUCUCUAAAUACAUGGCUCUGGUGUAAUCUAAUCAUAUUUUUCUCUGCUAUAUCGGUAGAAUAUGAAAAAGAAAAUGUAUGGCUGCACAGAAGCCUUCUUGGCUGACAUGAAAUGGAUCUUACACAACUGCAUCAUCUACAAUGGAGGUAGGUCAAAACACAUGUUUAACACGGUUUCCGUACUGUACUGCUUGCUACAUGCUUUGGAAAUAAAACUUGGCUCUUACAAACAUGUUUUUCUGUCUUUUGGUUUUGUUCCAGGAAAUCACAAACUAACAGCGACAGCAAAGGUUGUUGUGAAGAUCUGUGAACAUGAAGUGAGUAUCGUUUUUACAUGAAGACUGAAAUGCCAUUCGGUGGUGUGUUUGUUUUUUUCAGUAUUAUUUCAGUAAUGUGGAAAAUGCUGUUUGUUUCAGGUUAAUGAAAUUGAGGUCUGUCCGGAGUGCUACCUGUCCUCGUGCCAAAAGAGGGACAACUGGUUUUGCGAGCCAUGUGUAAGACAUGUUUCCUCAUCUUAUUUUGGCCAAUAAAUUGUAUGGAUGUAAAUGUUCAUUUUUGUCCUGUGACUUAGGUCACAAUUCGGUUUGUCCUGAAGACAAAUGUAGAUUAGCCUAAAUAUAAUGUUUCAAAUCUCAAAAAUAUUAUUUAAAGCACAGGAAAAGCCAGGAAAAUCUUUGCGAAUCCUAUUCCUCUGUCUGUGUUUAUGCUGUUUUAUCUCACCGUGCCCCUGGUCUGCCCCCCCCUCUCAGGGUCACCCACACCCCCUGGUGUGGGCAAAGCUGAAGGGCUUCCCCUUCUGGCCAGCCAAAGCACUGCGGGAGAAGGACGGACAGGUGGACGCACGCUUCUUCGGACAGCAUGACAGGUGAGCCUUGCUUUUUAAUGAAAGUGGCAGAUGGAAGGGACUUUUCAUAGUUAUUUACUGAAGUACUGUUUGCGUUCGUAUGGUAUUGGACUCUCUGCUUAUCCUACUCCUAACCUGUCUCUCUGUGUUUCUUCUCUGCAGGGCGUGGGUUCCCAUUAACAAUUGCUACCUCAUUUCCAAGGAGAUUCCCUUCUCUGUGAAGAAGACCAAGAGCAUCUUCAACAGCGCCAUGCAGGAGAUGGAGGUCUAUGUGGAGAACAUCCGCAAGAAGUUUGGGGUGUUCAACUACGCCCCCUUCCGCACCCCCUACACGCCCAACAACCAGCUUCAGAUGCUGCUGGACCCGGCCAACCCCGACGCAGGGACCGUGAAGACGGAGAAACCUGACAAGAUGCGCUUCAACUUCGACAUGACCGCAUCUCCCAAGAUGCUCCUGGGCAAGAGCUCUCUGUCGAGCGGGAUGGGGCGGAGGAUCUCUCUGACGGACAUGCCUCGCUCUCCCAUGAGCACCAACUCGUCUGGACACACAGGGUCUGACGUGGAGCAGGAUGGGAUGGAGAGAGGGCCUAGAAACCCCCCAUUCCACUACAGCGCUGGGGAGGAGUCUAUGGACUAUACCGGUAACUAACAUGCUCCUGAAUCUAACACAUCAUAUAACUAACUAAGACAGUAUAGUCACAUUCAAAACACAGGUUAGGACCAAGACUCAAACCAUUUGUGGAGGUUAAAAGUGUUAUGUGUUAUGGCCUCAGCGUCCCCUGCCUCAGUGAAGAUGGGCCAUGCAGGCAGCAUGACGGGCAGCCCCAAGCCCUUUUCCCCUGGUCUGGUGCCCAAACAGGAGAGGGCCCCGGGCACAGGCAGCAUCCUCAACCUCAACCUGGGUGAGUCCCAUCUAACCCAUCCCCUUAUGUAGCACCUUGUCUUGUGCUGUCUGUUUGUUUAAGGCAGGGGAGGGUAAACUACGGCCCGGCGGGAGGUUUGAGUAAACAUUUAUUUUAUUUUAUUUUAUUUAGGGUUAUGAUUGGGAAAUUAUUAUUUAGGGUAAAAAAAAUAAUAAUACACUCCACACGUGAACGUCUAAAACUAUAUAGAAAGUAUGGACAAAUUAUUAUGAACCUAUAUAUUUUCAAAUAACUGCCAUUUUCUGCCCCUCAAAUUGAUUUUGACAAACAAACCGGUCCCCAAAAAAAUCUGUACGGCCCUUCAUUGAAUUUCGAAAUCCCGAUGUGGCCCUCGAGCCGAAAUGUUUGCCCACCCCUGGGUUAGGGGUUAUGUUUUGGUUGAGGUUGAGUUUUAGUGUCAGGGUUCAUAAGGUCAUGAAAAUCCUGGAAAAGUCAUGGAAUUUUUUUUAUGAUGUUCUCCAGGCCUGGAAAAGUUUUUGGAAAAUGAUCAAAUCCGAAAAGGUUUGGAAAGGUCAUGGAAAUGAUUUUAAUAAUUGAUUUUAAUGUAAAUAAUUUAGGCACAGUUUUUUUGAUCAAUCACCUAAAAAUCUACAUAUCAGACAGGAUCGGAAUAUGACACUUCAGUGCGUCUGUGUGUGUGCGCGAGCAUCACCUGCAUGUGUGCGAGUGUGCCUUUCUCAAGGAGAUAGACAGUCAGACAUUGUAGCCCCUCCGUGAUUGCAGCAGUAGGUAGGCCUAGCCUAUAGAAUAUGAUAGAAAACAGACUAAUUGGGUAACCAAUUCAAAACAUAUAUUGUAGCCUGGCUAGUUAUCUCUCUAGUUAACUGUUUAGUUAUUAUUAUUAUUAUUAUUAUUAUUAUGUAUGAAUGUUUUCGUCAUGUCCCAAAAAACUUUCCACCAACACUCGCGAAUAAGGCCAUGCAAAGUGUCAUACAAAUGAUUAAUUUAAACAAUUCUUUUUGACGAAGCAAACGAUUCACUUCGUCAUUGUAUUAGUUAGGGAUUAUGUUUAAUCUUGAUGAAUCUAAUCAUGUGAAUCAAAAUAAUAAUUUGUGAAUUGCGAACAGUAGUUUCAGGAAAAACUAUUAGAUGUAGCCUUUCUUUUGGAUUAUGUGGCUGUAAAACUUGUUUUGUAGAUACUGUACUUCCAGUUGAUUUGGGUAUCCAAUGUAUGGGACAUUGCAACUCAAUAGAUACUAAUCAGCCUGCAAAGUAAUAGAUACUAAUCAGCCUGCAAAGUAAACACUUCUAAGGUAGCUAAAAUAAAUAUGACUAAACUAGAAAAGGUACAUUUCCUGCAGAAAAUGUGUGGGCUAGUUUCAGCAGAAUAUAAAGAUUUGUAGCCUACCAUAGCCAUUUGAUCUUUGAUAUAUUGAAUGAGCACAUUAUUUUAUAAAGGCAUAAAACGUAUUUGGUUGUAAAGUUGCAAUGUUUUACAUCAAGGGUGGUCAACCAUCCUCCAGGAGAACUACUGGGUGUGCAGGCUUUUGUUCCAGUCCCCCUGUAACAAAACACAUUUUAGAAAUGAGCUGCUCAACCGGACCUUGAUAAACUGACUUUCAUGUGUAUGAUCCAGUAGCUCUCCAGACUGAGGGAAAGGGGAUACCUAGUCAGUUGCACAACUUAAUGCAUUCAACCCAAAUGUGUCUUCUGCAUCUAACCCAACCCCACAGGUUGACCCCAUGUGUUUUAUUCAGUUGCCUAAUAGGUAUUCUACUUGGUGGGGGGGUUAAGUGCCUUGCACAACAACAGGAAAUGGUACAUGGGAUCAGAGAGCAGCUUCCCAGUGUCGAUACCACAUAUAUGCUUACUUCUAUUUGGUUAAAAGUCAUGGAGAAGUCAUGAAAUUCCAUCUGUCAAAAUGUGUAUGAAGCCUGUAGUGUUUGUCACAGAUCGUGUGAAGGCUGAGAUGGACCUGAAGGAGCUCAGUGAGACAGUACAGCAUCAACAACAACAACAGGCGUCAUCACUCCUCCUCACCACCCCCAAGAGACCCAUCAGGAGCCUGGACAAGACCAUCGAGAGCUGCAAGGCCCAACUAGGUACACACAUACACUCACCCACACCAUUCAGGAAUUGUGUCUAGAGCAGGGAUUGGCAACUCCUGUCCUCUGGGCCGGAGUGGUGUCACCCUUUUUCCCCAUCCCUAGCAAACACAGCUGAUUUAAACUAAUUGCAUUAUAAACUGAAGAUCUUGAUUAUUGGAGUCGGAUGUGUUAGCUGGGGCUGGGGCAAAAGUGUGACACCAAUCAUGUCCCAGAGGACUGGAGUUGCCCCGUCCCUGAUCUAGAGGGACACAUUUGAAGGCCUAUAAAUGAUACGCUCAUGUUCAUCAUGUAUUAAUACUAUGAUUUAUAUGUUGUUUCUUUGUCCCUGUGCAGGCAUUGAUGAGAUCUCUGAGGACGUAUAUAAGGGUGUGGAACACAGUGACUCUGAGGAUUCCGAAAAGUCAGACUCCAGCGACAGCGAGUACCUUAGCGACGAGGAGCACAGACCGAAGAGCGCCGCCCAUGAUGACAAGGACAAAGCAGAGAGGGAGUCGAGGAAGAGGCCCAAGGCGAGCACACAGGGAGAGGACAAGGGGGCAGUCACAGGGACCAGGGAUAAAAAAAACUCUGAAGCCCUGCUCAAAGACAGACAGGGCAGCAAUGGUCUAGAGAGAGACUCCCAGGAGAAGCCCAUGAUGCCCCAGACUCAGUCCCCCACAGACAGGCCCAAGGCCCCAGAGGAGGGGAGGGCAGGCGCACCCCGGGCCCUUGCUGGCCCAGACCAGGACUCCGACUCAGAGAGGGAGCUGGUGAUUGACCUGGGUGAUGAGCAGGGGGGCAGAGACCGUAAGAGGGCCAGGAGGGAGCCAGGGGCUGUAGACGCUAAAGCCACGAAGGAGCCCCUUGGCACCAAGCUGGAAGGUGAGGGCUCAUUUCAUGUCUUGUUUCUUUUGUUUUGUGUACUCUAGUUGCUUCUUAUGAUAAUGUUUUGAGCGACUGAGGCCUAAAGGCUCAUCAGAAAGGAGGAAAAUACUGGUUGUUCUGUCUUUAUUUAAUCUUAUGUAUUUUUUCUCUGACCAGGCAAAUUCCCCACCGCAGUGACCCCCUCUCUAGCCUCCGCCACCUCAUCCAACCCCAAAGACCCCAGUCAGCCCCUCAUCAACCCCACACUCAACCUGUCCUCCAGCACAGGCUCUGGCCAGCCCAACACGGCCUUCACCACCACCCCUGCAGCCCCGACCCCAGCCCCCACCCUCUCCUCCACAGCUGCCUCAGCCCAGUCGGCAGUGAAGAAACAGCGCCCCCUGCUGCCCAAAGAGACGGCUCAGGCAGUGCAGAGGGCAGUGGUGUGGAACCCUGCCAACAAGUUCCAGACGUCCUCACAGAAGUGGCCUGCACAGCAGGAGGAGCAGCCGGCUGGGCCAACCCAGACACAGGUUCCUGUUCCGGUCCAGGCUCCAACCCAGACGCAGGCACAGACACGCAGCCCACAACAGCUCCAGUCACAGCAGCAGUUGCAGGCAUCCUCCAGUACACGUUACCAGACCAGACAGGCAGCAAAAGGUACAUAGAAACUCAGAGUCCACUAAACACAACUCCACAACAUCUGUAAACACAUACACAUUCAUCUCAUCUUAGUUCAUAUGAGCUGAAAUGUAGUUUUCUUUCAUUCCUCAUCCCUCUUUUCUUCUGUGGUUUGCAGCUGUGCAGCCUAAAGAUGGUCCCCAGACCUCCACCUCAUCAGUUACCUUGGUCACCUCUGGUUCCUCCUCCUCCUCUUCCUCGUCUUACCUGGCAGCAGACUUCCAGAUCCCCACAGCUUCAGCAGAUGUGGCAGCUGACAUCGCAAAGUACACCAGCAAAGUGAGUUAGCCUGAUGCUAUAUGUCUAAACAGAAUAAAUAGAUAGAAACUUUACAGGGGAAAGUUUAUAGAUUCACAGAUGAUAUUUGUGUUAUAUUGAUAUGGAAAGUUACCUGUCUGUGAUCAAUCUGUGAGUUGUAAUAAUCUCAUCUGAUCAGAUGAUGGACACGAUAAAAGGGACGAUGACAGAAAUCUACAACGACCUUUCCAAAAGCACUUCAGGAAACACGAUCGCAGAGGUGAGUGCUGGUGAAGAGACUUUUGGUUGAGUCUAUAACAUAAGUUCACUUCUCUCUCCUGUCUCACUGCAUUGUGAUAACUGUUGAACAUUGUAAGCGACUGUAAGUCGCUUUGGAUAAAAGCGUCUGCUAAAUGGCAUAUUAUUAUUAUUAUUUAACAUUUCUGCCCAGAUCCGGCGGCUGAGGAUAGAGAUCGAAAAGCUUCAGUGGCUACAUCAGCAAGAGCUGUCGGAGAUGAAGCACAAUCUUGGUUUGUUAUACUUGCCCUUUCCUUAAAAAUAUACACAUCUUUUAGGUUGGUAUCAUUGUGAGUGUUCAAAACAAUAAGAACACCUUCCUCAUAUUGAGUUGCCCUCAGAACAGCCUCAAUUCGUCAGGGCAUGGACUCUACAAGGUGUCUAAAGCGCUCCACAGUUGACUCCAAUGCAAGUUAGCUGGAUGUCUUUUGGGUGGUGGAACAUUCUUGAUACACACGGGGAACUGUUAAGUGUGAAAAACCCAGCAGCGUUGCAGUUCUUGACACAAACCGGUGUGCCUGGCACCUACUACCAUACCCCGUUCAAAUCUUUUGUCAUUCAACCUCUGAAUGGCACACAUACACAAUCCAUGUCUCAAUUGUCUCAAGGCUUAACAAUCCUUCUUUAACCUGUCUCCUCUCAUUCAUCUACACUGAUUUUGAAGUGGAUUUAACAAGUGACAUCAAUAAGAGAUCAUAGCUUUCACCUGGAUUCACCUGGUCAGUCUAUGUCAUGGAAAGAGCAGGUGUUCCUAAUGUUUUGUACACUCAGUGUACUGUAUGUUUGUCUUUGUCAGCCAAUUAAUGUGUGUAUGAGAUGGACUUCAUAUCUGUAUUUCUAACAUUUUAAUAAUGCAUGUGUGUGCAUUAUAGCUGUGUGUGUAAUAUACUAAUUCAAUGCAUGUGUUGUAAGAAUUUUAUAAAACACAUGCAUAGUACACAUUUUUAUAUUCAUUCAUUAUAUUCGAUAAAGUGAAUUCUAUUCAUAGAUUUUCUAAAUGUGUCAUGUCCUAUAGAGCUGACUAUGGCGGAGAUGAGGCAGAGUCUGGAGCAGGAGAGGGAGCGUCUGGUGGCGGAGGUGAAGAAGCAGAUAGAGGUGGAGAAACUGCAGGCGGUGGAUGAGACCAAGAAGAAGCAGUGGUGUGCCAACUGCAGGAAGGAGGCCAUCUUUUACUGCUGUUGGAACACCAGCUACUGUGACUACCCCUGCCAGCAAGCCCACUGGCCAGAACACAUGAAGUCCUGCACACAGUCAGGUAUUAUAAUAAUAAUAAUUUAGUUAUUAAACACACAAAAUACGUAAUUUGCACCAAAAAUGUCCUGUGCACCAACAUUUCUGACAAACCCCACUCCUCUCCAGGGUUUUUUCUGGAUCAUAAAGGGGUUUAGUUGGUGGGCAUGGCGGGGGGCGUGGCAAUGAGCGCAGUCUGCCAUUGGCACAGCUACAUUUUAGAGAACAUUUGAGGCCCCCGUCUUGGCGCUGUAGAGACAUUUUUGCAUUUCUAAGCCAAUUUCCUGCAAUUUUUACAAAUCUCUCCAUAGAGCUGAGAUUUCUUUUUGCAGUUUUAAAACUAAUUUCCUGCAAUGUUACAUAUUCUGGCACAGAGCUGAGAGUAAAUGUUGCAGUUUUCAAGCUAGUUUCCUGCAAUUCUAUGUAUUUUUACAUGGAUAAUGCUGUGUAACUAAAUUAAUACUAUUAAAUUAAUUGUUUUAGGAAUUUAAUUCUCCCUGACUGUCUAGUUUUUAUUUUGGUGAUUGUUAAUUCUCAAAGGUUCAAAAAAUAUCUAUAUUUUUUUACACUGUUUGGACUUGCGUGACCCGAAAAAAGUCUUAGGAGGCCCACCCAAGGAUUACAAUGUCAGAAAAGUCCCUGCUCUCGCACAAACAAAACCAUACACAUCGUCUUUCUCUGUAUUUUACUAUCUGAACUUGUUUCAUGUCCUCCUCCCUCUGUUCCGACAGCAACAGCUUCUCAGCAGGAACCAGAGGUGGAGUCAACCUCUGACCCCUCAGCCAAACCACCAGGUCACUCCUCCAGCGACCAGCCCCCCUCUGGUACAGCAUCUGCCCCCACAGACAAAGGCCCCUCUCCUACCUGCAGCGUGGACAAGUGCAAGGACAAUGCCUGUGUUACUGUGCCCUAA